Molecule: messenger RNA, 3522 nt
Organism: Marchantia polymorpha subsp. ruderalis
Lineage: Eukaryota; Viridiplantae; Streptophyta; Marchantiopsida; Marchantiales; Marchantiaceae
Source: the annotation of a GenBank genome assembly
GCAGUCCAAUCCAUCAAGUAGCGUCCCCCUCCUCUACUCUCUUUGAUGUCUGGACAUCCAGCAAAUCUACAAGAUUCUACUCCAGAAACGCUUUCAGUAUCUCUUGGCUGCGAAAAGUUUACUUUAGUUUAGAGGAUCAUCCAGUGAGAGCGCUUUCCCUUCUGUCAGGAGCUUAUGCUUCGCUGAAUGGUCUCCUCCCUUGGACUUGGUCGAGUUUUAAUGUACAAGUUUCACUCUUAGGUCUGCUCCGUUUGCUGAAAGCUGUCUGUUCAAUGUGGCUCAUAAAUCUCUGGGCAGGACAAAAUUUCAGUGCAUAGUGUUCGUUACAACAUCCAUAGAGGUCUUGGAUAGUUGAACAGCGAGAAUUUUGAAACACCACCGCGGUACUUUUAGGCGCUCGAGCGUCAGUGAGAUGCAUGCAGCAGUACCGAAGUGACGUGCACUGCAUUUUGAUUAUUGUGCAGAUCAUAUAGAACGUCCUUCAGCUUCUUCGUUCUGUAUUGACUUCGAGGAGCUAUGGUUCCCCAGAGAGACUCAGUCGAUGGAGACGCCUCUAGUUCCGUGCAUGUGCAAGAAGUGCCCGUGCACAAUGUGGCCGGGCCUACUGUGGACUCGGAAUUCGAAGCCAGGGAUCUAUGGGGCAAGCCGUUCUCACUGCCAGUAGAUUCCGAACACAAAGCCAAGAAACUGAAGCUGCACUCGUUUGCUGCACCUCACAUGAGAACUUUCCACUUGUCCUGGAUUUCUUUCUGCACGUGCUUCUUCUCCACAUUCGCUGCCCCUCCUCUGAUGCCGGUGAUUCGGGACAACCUGAAUCUGAACAAGGCAGACAUCGCCAAUGCUGGAAUUGCCUCUGUCUCGGGCUCCAUCAUUUCCCGGCUGCUAAUGGGCACCAUCUGUGAUUUAGCCGGGCCAAGAUAUGGUUGUGCGAUCCUCAUCAUGGUCACGGCCCCGGCUGUGUUCUGCAUGCCCGUCGUCGGGACUGCCGACGGCUUCAUCCUGGUGCGAUUUUUCAUCAGCUUCGCGCUGGCCACUUUCGUCUCCUGCCAGUUCUGGAUGAGCUCCAUGUUCAACAGCAAAAUCGUGGGCUUUGCAAAUGGCCUGGCUGCUGGAUGGGGCAACCUCGGAGGUGGCAUUACUCAGCUCAUCAUGCCUCUGGUCUACAACCUCAUUCGGCGACACUUUGGAGCUGAAGACUACGUCGCUUGGAGGCUGGCUUUCUUCCUACCGGGGGUCAUGCACAUCGUCAUGGGCCUUCUCGUCCUCAUGCUCGGCCGUGACCUGCCGGAUGGAAACUACAGCCAGCUCCAAAGGUCUGGAGACAAAGUGAGCGACAGCUUCAGCAAGGUGCUUUAUUAUGGGGUGACGAAUUACAGGAUGUACAUAUUUGCGUUGACCUACGGCUUCUGCUUGGGGGUGGAGCUGACAGUGGACAAUAUCAUCGCCGAGUAUUUCUACGAUCGCUUUGAUGUGAACCUCCACACAGCUGGAAUCAUCGCCUCCACUUUCGGUUUGAUGAACCUCGUUGCCCGGCCUCUGGGAGGUGUGAUGUCCGAUGUGACGGCUCUGAGGUUCGGAAUGAGAGGGCGGCUGUGGAGUCUGUGGAUCAUCCAGACGCUCGGGGGAGUUCUGUGCAUUGUCCUGGGAAUCACUCACCAGCUGGUGUCGUCCAUCGUCGUGAUGCUGGUCUUCUCCUUCUUCGUGCAAGCAGCUUGCGGAGCAACGUUCGGAAUCAUUCCUUUCAUCUCUCGGAGAUCGCUGGGAGUGGUGUCGGGAGCGACUGGAGCUGGAGGAAAUGUCGGGUCCAUUUUGACUCAGCUUCUGUUCUUCACCAGCUCCAAGUACACCACAGAGAGUGGCAUCAAGCUCAUGGGAGUCAUGACGGUAGCUUGCACUGCUGUGCUGGUUUUCACCUACUUUCCCCAAUGGGGAGGCAUGCUCUGCCCUCCCACUAAAGCCACGGAAGCCGAUUACUACACGAGCGAGUGGUCUCCGCAAGAGCAGGCUGCUGGCCUCCACCUUUCGAGCCUCAAAUUCGCUGAAAAUGCCAAGUCCGAGAGGGGUAAAUCGAGAGUUGCAUCUGCAGUCUCUGUCACCAACCUCUGAGCUCAGAGCGCCAUGCGGCGUCCACCUAUGAUCGACUGGCAGACUGCAAUUGUUUUAAAAGCUGCCACCCUUGGAAUUGCUAGCUUCACAAGAGCGAGCAAUCAGGUGUCGAAAAGCUCAAGUCUACAAACGGUUGAACCAUCUAGAAUUACACAAGCAAGCAUACAAUGAAUAAAUCACUCAAGCAGAAUUAGAUUUCGAGUAGGAAUAACGACCCGAAAUGCUUUAAUAUAUGCUUCAGCCCAAGCAGGAGAAGAAUGCUCGACACUUGUACAACUUCCAGCCUUCGAUCCUCGUACACAGUGCAGAGCAAUACAACAGAGCUCUCCAUGCCAUAUAGGCAAUCCGACUCAAAUUCAGCAGUGGGAGUAUGAGCAGGUUUCUUUUGCGACCGGCUAAGACAUCAACAAGCUCGGAAGCUUAGGGUAGAUGAAAUCGAUCCGACGUUUUCCGAAGCAAGCUCCUAAAUAUUAUGCUGGCGAAGCAAGCUUCAAAGUACAACAGCUGACUGGUGAACAAUAUCGAGCAAAGUUUGCAAACCUAAGCAAUAGUAGAUCCCCUGUUCUCAACCUCAUACUUCCUUCAGUCUCACUUUAGUUAGACAUAAGUACUCAUCCGAUCAGGUUGAAGGGCAAAACGAAGUAGGUCGGCUGAUGGUGAUCACGACCUCUCCACUUCAUAAAGCCUUUCGUUACGACACUGAGUUCAGGCAGCCCUGCAGGCUGGAACGUGCUUCACGGUCAGCCGAGUGGCCGACCAUCGUGCUGUAAUUCUCUCGAGCUACAUACGACGACCGUAGUCUGAUAUACAGUAGCUCCCACCCCUGUCUUUGCUCUCCAGGAACGCAAAUUGCCUCCAUCUCCAACAUAUCUCUACUACCAUGUCUGCUUGGGGCUUCGAAAUCCACAUACUGUGGUGUGCUUGUUGAUACUAUUUCGAGCAUGAGGACCGUCGAAGUAGAGCUAAAAUAUAGACUAAAGUUCUCGCAAUUGAUUUUGAUACCAAAUCAAUCCCUGAUGCACGUGAAUGUGCUCACACCUUCGGUUGCUACUUCCCACGUGCCGUUUGCUUUUCGACGAUGGCUUUCUCUCAGCCCUGUUACAAGUUUCCAAUAAUAGUGGCACGAGUAAAUUAUCAAUAUUUUGACCUCUGAGUCCGCAUGACUGUGCAAUCGGAUUGUCCUGUCAUUGAGGGGAGGAGAUUCCACUCUCCUACUCUCAAAUGUAUGAUGCCUGCUUAGAUAGAUAGAUAGCUGCUGAAGUCGGUCUGCUUAAGUAGCCAUAGUCUUCAAGAAAUUGCGGAGGAGGGCCUCUAGAAAUUUCGCUUCUAUUUCACUUUGUAAUAUGUACGGCUUGACUGAUUCCACGAGCUUAAAGUCUUAAGCGCAUGUAACUGGUCCAUGACCCGUUUGGACCC